Molecule: messenger RNA, 2563 nt
Organism: Myxocyprinus asiaticus (Chinese sucker)
Lineage: Eukaryota; Metazoa; Chordata; Actinopteri; Cypriniformes; Catostomidae
Product: legumain-like
Exons: 14
Coding region: 109-1422 (437 amino acids)
Biological process (GO): vacuolar protein processing
Molecular function (GO): cysteine-type endopeptidase activity
Source: RefSeq, a predicted model, not a curated record
UGAUUGGCUGCUACGCAUCCGUCCGCAUCGCACAGUUUGUAAUAAAUCGUCGCGUCGCUCCAGCGCAGGCAGCUCGGGGAGCGCAUACAACAACAGUAGACUGCAGAGAUGACCCCGCAGACAGUAGCAGUUUUAGGCCUUGCCCUGAGCCUGGGGCUGGUAGUGAGCAGUUUUCCCACCGAACAGCCAGAAAAUGGGAAAAACUGGGUUGUCAUAGUGGCCGGAUCCAAUGGCUGGUACAACUACAGACACCAGGCCGACGUCUGCCAUGCGUAUCAGAUUGUCCACAAGAACGGCAUCCCUGACGAGCAGAUUGUGGUGAUGAUGUAUGAUGAUCUCGCUAAAGAUCCUAAUAACCCAACUCCAGGAGUGAUCAUAAAUCGACCUAAUGGAACUGAUGUUUACAAAGGAGUGCUGAAGGACUACACCGGUGGUGAUGUGACUCCUCAGAAUUUCCUGGCGGUGUUGAAAGGUGAUGCUGCUGGUGUAAAGGGAGGAUCUGGAAAAGUGCUGAAAAGUGGUCCAAAUGAUCAUGUGUUUGUGUAUUUCACUGAUCACGGUGCCCCAGGUCUGCUGGCCUUCCCUAACGAUGACCUUCUUGUAGAUGACCUGAUGAACACCAUCAAGUACAUGCAUACAAACAAUAAAUACAAGAAGAUGGUGUUUUAUAUCGAAGCCUGCGAAUCUGGCUCCAUGAUGAAACCUCUGCCUGUUGACAUUGACGUCUAUGCCACAACUGCUGCCAACUCUGAUGAGUCCUCAUAUGCCUGUUACUAUGAUGAGGCCAGAGACACCUACCUGGGAGACUGGUACAGUGUCAACUGGAUGGAGGACUCGGAUGUGGAGGAUCUGAGCAAAGAGACUUUGGCCAAACAGUUCAAGAUUGUAAAGGCCAAAACCAACACCAGUCAUGUGAUGCAGUAUGGAAACAAGACGCUGUCCCACAUGAGGGUGAUUGCAUUCCAGGGUAACUCAAAAGGUCUUGAGGCAGCUGAGCCUGUGUCUUUGCCUGUGGUUACUGAACAUGACCUUAUGAGAAGCCCUGAUGUGCCUCUUGCAAUCAUGAAGAGAAAACUCAUGAAGACCAAUGACAUCUAUGCUGCUCACCAGCACCUGCAGAAGAUCAAUGCACAUAUGCUGGUGCGGGAGCUGCUUGCUAACACUAUGCGUAAGAUUGUGGAGCAUGUGGUGCAGGAAAAAGAAGAAGUGAAAGAUUAUCUGGAGGGACGUGAAGAUCUGACACAGUAUGACUGUUAUAAAACUGCUGUCAACCACUACAAGCAACACUGCUUCAACUGGCACCAGCAGGAGUAUGAGUAUGCUCUAAGACACCUGUAUGCUUUAGUCAACCUGUGUGAGGGAGGAUACCAGGCCCACAGAAUCACAGCGGCAAUGGACCAUGUGUGUUACUUCAGAAAUUAGAAACAUGUGAACAUGAGCCACUGAGGGACUUUUACUGUGGAUGAACUACUUUGCACAAAAGAAUCUGACUGUGGGAGGAAUCUGUAUAACACUGCAGUGUCAUGCUAGACUUUGUUUUGAUCUUUUUGGAAAUGUGUUUUUUAUGAGGAAUCACAGUUUUUUAAAUUUUGUGUGAAUGUUUUACUGUUGUUUAUUUUUGUUUUAAAGAAAGAAGCCUGCUUUAAGAUGCUGCCCAGUGACUCCUGACAAACUAGUUAGGUUGUUAACAUUUUGUUUUAUAUUGUUUUUGGAUUAUUUUGAAAUGCCCGAUCAUCAAGAGACAAACAGAAUUUUGGCUGGGCAGUAAAUCUUCAGAAUGGCAUGACAGAAAUUUGCAUGGCAUAUUGUUUUGCACAUCAGUUUCUGUCACAAUCAUUAAUAAAGAUUUUUGGAGAGUUUGGAAACCAAAGAACUUCAAUGUUCUGUCAAUGAAUGAGGUUUGAUUCUUCGUAAUGGAGAAUAAAUGCUGUUAAUAGAGUAAAGUAAAUUUCAUUUAAAAAAAACACUAGCUCAAAUUUUGCUGCACGUUUUUGAUGUGGUGCUGUCCUAAAUGUAAUUUUAAUUUUUUUUUUUAAUUUUUUUUUUUUUUACUGUGUUUAUCUGCUGUUUAGCUAAGCAAUGGCAAUGCCCAAUUUCACUGCAUUAAUAAAAACAAAACAAAAACUUUGAUUUAUUGACUAAAUAUGUACACAUCAAACUAAUAAUACAACCUAAUCUGUCUACCUGAAGCCUGUGGUCAUACUGAACAAGAAAAGUCUUAAAUAACUGAGAUCACCUUUCAAAAACAGCUGCAGGUUGGGCACUGAAUAAGCAGGUUUGUUCUGCGCAAUGGCCGGUCUGUCAGGCUGGGUUAUGUCAAGUGCUCUUUAUUUAGAGAAAAUUGAGGACUUGAUGCUUUGAUUUAAAGGGAGUGUAAUGUGUGAGUGUUUGCUGGAUUUACAGCUCUGUAGGGAAAGUGAGAUUGCACUGGGGACGUGGGCUAAAAAGUUCUGUGAAACAAUACAUUCAACUGGAAACAGUCUUCCUGUCAAUGUGUAAUCUGUUAAGUACUGAGUUGUACUUGAUUAUAAAAGAAAUAAUAAAAUUGAAUUGAAUUUGCAAA